Molecule: messenger RNA, 1973 nt
Organism: Serpula lacrymans var. lacrymans S7.9
Lineage: Eukaryota; Fungi; Basidiomycota; Agaricomycetes; Boletales; Serpulaceae
Exons: 5
Coding region: 83-1906 (607 amino acids)
Biological process (GO): protein phosphorylation
Molecular function (GO): ATP binding; protein kinase activity
Source: RefSeq, a predicted model, not a curated record
ACGACAGGUUGAACUUCAACUUCAACUGUCACGUCUCCAUCUGAAUAUAGCCAACCAUCACUUCCGACACAAAUAUACCACGAUGCCUGUUCGCUAUGUCGUUUACAUGCCAGAUAACCCCAGCGCUCAGUGUUAUCCGUUCUAUGUGCCAGAGGGGGCGGAAGUAGCAGACUUGAAAGCGGCGAUUCGUGGCUCUCCAGAUUACAGGCGAACCUUGGAAAACGAGAACAUUAUUCUUCUCAAGUGUGGCGAGUUGUCCAUGGAACCAGAAAACACACUUCUCAAUCGUGCUACCGAGUGGCUUCGCGAGCAUUCCAGCGGUUCAAAGAUGACACCCGCACAUCGCCUUAAGCGAUAUUUCCCCAGAGGUCCCGCGCCUGAGGAUCAUGAGAAGAUAGACAUUGUCGUCGUGACCGAUUCCAUUUUGGAAGCUGGUGACAAGUUGCCGGGCCUUGACAUUGCCCCUUCUAAUUUAAUUCAAAUGUCCGUCCGGAGGGCAGCCGAUGUCAGGGACAUUAGAUCGCCAUCGGAGAUCAGCAAAGAUAUCAAGCUACUUAAGGACAACUCUGGGUCUGUGCGUGGUGAUCUAUACAUUCACAGGCCAGCUCGUAACUAUGGUCCACAUACUUCGCUGUUCCACCACGCCUUUGCCAGGCUCAAACAUCGUCUAGACCGUCUCGACGAUCCCACGAUUUGGCAGCCUGACUUGGAGCCAAGUUCUGAGCUGCUGGGGCUUUGCCAUAGCUUCAUUUCGGGCUCCGCUGAAUUAUACGACAAUGAACCGCAAAGAAGGGUCCUUUUAAAGCCUUUCUUCGAGAGUGUUUUACUAGAUCAUGGCAGUUACGAAACCAAAUUGGACGAUCGUGGGGGUAUAGCAGAUGCAACUUGGGGUGAUCCGCUUAUAGUCAUCCGCGAAGACAAGAACGAGCCAGGCGUGGGAGGGGACAGUUCUUUACAAGGCUGGGUAUAUUUUAGGAAAGCUGUCGCUCAGGAAUCGUACAAGCCAUAUGUUCAGAGGUCUAAUUGCCCCGUUGUCAUUAUCGGCGUCACGGGCUCCCGUGUUGAAAUAUCGACUGCUAUGUUUAUCGGCGGAGUCUACAUGGAUAAGCUAAUUUCUCAAGAUCUGUACAUCGACGCAUUCCAAGCAAAGAUGGUCCUACAUGUAGGCCGCAUGUGUCAGGCCCUACGCCUCUGCUACAAUGACUUGAAGGAAUAUUAUAGAGCGCUUGACCUAAAAGCGGCACCAACUACUGGACACCUGUAUCCCAGCCCGCUUCCCGCUAGAGAUUAUGAUACUAUUCCAGCCCUUAAGUACAUGUGCAAACUAUCACAUGGCGGACAAUGCAUCCAAGUCAUGCAGGAGGAGCGCAGAGAGGAAGCAGACGCCGAAAGACCCUACGCUAUAUACCGAGCAAAGAUGAUUGAUUCGGAUGGCGAGGCGGAUGUCGUAGUUAAGUUUACCGCGAGGUAUAACAAAGCGGCGCAUAAACUUCUGGAAACAGAACAACUAGCUCCCAGAUUGCGGUACUUUGCUCGACUUAUCAGCGACCAUUGUAUGGUCGUGACGGACUACGUUGAGAGUCUUCCGUUAUCUGAUUGUCCGAAACAGAAGAACUACCUCGAUAUCCUUGACCGCGUUGAGAGGGCGGUGCAGUUGCUCCACAGGGGAGAUUUGGUGUUUGGAGACCUCCGUCCUCAGAAUAUCGUACUCCAUCCAAACGAAGGAGCCAUGCUGAUCGAUUUUGACUUCGCUGGAACGCAUGGUGUUGACAGGUAUCCUGCAUCUUUUGAUACUAGCAGACAUCACAGAGACGUACGCCGUCACGGCAUUAUGGAUAAGGAGCAUGAUAUCUUCAUGAUCAGCGAGCUGAGGAAGAUCCUGGAAAGGGCGAAUAAAUCAGUAUAAUUCUAUCCUUGUCGUUCCCUGUAUAUGAAUGGUGUAAUAUUCUCGGAGAUAUCUGCCAAUUUUGUAC